AGACAACGUCAGGAUCCUUUAGGCUGUAUUCAACAUGCUUCAGGCAUUGAGAAGAAAAGGGUCUGGAAAAUUAACACAAUCCAAUGAGUGGAGGAUCGUUCUAGUUGGGAAGACUGGAGUUGGAAAGAGUGCCGCAGGAAACACAAUCUUGGGGAAAAAAGUUUUCAAAUCUGAACUGUCUCCAUCUUCUCUGACAUCUUAUUGUCAGAAAGAGAAGGGAAAGGCUGAAGGACGAGAGGUUGCUGUUGUUGAUACUCCAGGCCUGUUUGACACAAAUUCUACCCAAGAAGAAGUGCUGAAGAAGAUCAAGAUGUGCAUCUCACUGUCAGCUCCUGGUCCUCAUGCCUUCCUGGUGGUAAUUCGACUGGGAAGGUUCACACAGGAAGAGCAAGACACAGUGAGGAUGAUUCAGACCACCUUUGGUGAGGAUGCAGCUAAAUUCACAAUGGUGUUGUUCACUCAUGGAGACCAGCUGAAGAACCAAACUGUUGAAGAAUUUGUUUCACAAAGUGAAGAACUGGAGGCCAUCAUUGCCUCAUGCCAUGGACGAUAUCACGUUUUCAAUAAUGAGGUGUCAGACAAAAAACAGGUCAAACAACUCCUUAAUAAAAUUGACAAGAUGAUUAAAGAUAAUGGUGGGGGGCAUUACACCAAUGACAUGUUUAAGAGAGCAGAAGAAGCCAUAAAAAAAGAGGAACGGAGGAUUGUUCUAGUUGGGAAGACUGGAGUUGGGAAGAGUGCAGCAGGAAACACAAUCUUGGGGAGAGAAGCUUUCGAAUCUGACCUGUCCCCGUCUUCCCUGACAUCUGAAUGUAAGAAAGCCAAGGGAGCGGUUGGAGGACGACAGGUUGCUGUUGUUGAUACUCCAGGCCUGUUUGACACAAAUUUUACUCAAGAAGAAGUGCUGAAGAGGAUCAAGAUGUGCAUCUCACUGUCAGCUCCUGGUCCUCAUGCCUUCCUGGUGGUCCUUCAGCUGGGAAGGUUCACACAGGAAGAGCAAGACACAGUGAGGAUGAUUCAAACCACCUUUGGUGAAGAUGCAGCUAAAUUCACAAUGGUGUUGUUCACUCAUGGAGACCAGCUGAAGAACCAAACUAUCGAAGAAUUUGUUUCACAGAGUGAAGAACUGAAAGCCAUCAUUGCGUCAUGCUAUGGACGGUAUCAUGUUUUCAAUAAUGAAGUGAAAAAUGAAAAACAGACCUAUCGGCUGCUUGAUAUAAUUGAUGACAUGACUACAGUUAAUGGCGGGUGGUAUUACACCAAUGAAAUGUUUAUGAGAGCAGAGGAAAAAAAGAAUGAAGAAAUACGAAUCAUUUUGGUUGGGAAGACUGGAGUGGGGAAGAGUGCAGCAGGAAACACCAUUCUGGGGCGAGAAGCUUUCGAGUCUCAACUGUCUCCAUCUUCUCUGACAUCUAAUUGUGAGAAAGAGAAGGGAGUGGUUGGAGGACGACAGGUUGCUGUUGUUGAUACUCCAGGCCUGUUUGAUACAGGUUUUACUCAAGAAGAAGUGCUGAAGAGGAUCAAGAUGUGCAUCUCACUGUCAGCUCCUGGUCCUCAUGCCUUCCUGGUGGUAAUUCGACUGGGAAGGUUCACACAGGAAGAGCAAGACACAGUGAGGAUGAUUCAGACCACCUUUGGUGAAGAUGCAGCUAAAUUCACAAUGGUGUUGUUCACUCAUGGAGACAGGCUGAAGAAAAAAACCAUUGAAGAAUUUGUUUCACAGAAUGAAGAACUGGAAGACAUCAUUUGGACAUGUCAUGGGCGGUAUCAUGUUUUCAACAACGAAGUAAAAGACCCGUCACAGACCUAUCAGCUCCUUGAUAAAAUUGACGAGAUGAUUCUAGAUAAUGGCGGUCACUAUACUAGAAAGAUGUUUAAAAAAGCAGAAAGGGCAAGCAAAAAAGAAAAGAAAAAGCUUUUAAAGGAAUUAAAGGCAGAGGAGCGGCAAAAGAUGGAAGAGCUGAAGGCUGAAGUAGAAAGAGAAAUGAUGUUUUCCCCAAGAGGGUCGUUUAAGUACAAAGGCAGCUCAGAUAAAUGUCUUCUACAAUAAGAAACGGUAGCAUGUUUUUGCUUUGUGUUGUUAUCUAUCCAGUGUUUCUUCUUGAAUUUUACUUGGUUUAAUUAAACAAACAUACUCUGAAGUGAAUGGAGACACAAACACCAGCACUAAAGAUCCUCUGAAUUCUAUAGAAAUAGUGAAAGUUUGUGAAUAGAUUCAUUUGUACUUUGAGUUCAUUUUGGCCCUCCCAAUGAAGGGUAUGUCUCAGGGGGUUUGAUGUGCUCAUGUUUAGGC
Molecule: messenger RNA, 2293 nt
Organism: Myripristis murdjan (pinecone soldierfish)
Lineage: Eukaryota; Metazoa; Chordata; Actinopteri; Holocentriformes; Holocentridae
Product: GTPase IMAP family member 8-like
Exons: 4
Coding region: 35-2050 (671 amino acids)
Molecular function (GO): GTP binding
Source: RefSeq, a predicted model, not a curated record